Messenger RNA from Zingiber officinale, 681 nucleotides. Its product is annotated as homocysteine S-methyltransferase 2-like. Lineage: Eukaryota; Viridiplantae; Streptophyta; Magnoliopsida; Zingiberales; Zingiberaceae. Gene Ontology annotation, molecular function: S-adenosylmethionine-homocysteine S-methyltransferase activity. Bases 1 to 681 code for a protein of 226 amino acids. The transcript has 6 exons. The record is from RefSeq and is a predicted model, not a curated record. Gene Ontology annotation, biological process: S-methylmethionine cycle.
AUGGACCGAGAGCAGCAGAUCAACGAUCUGGAGAUGCAGCAGUUCGCCCUCCUCAAUAGUGAUGGAUGCUGGAUCUUUUUUUCGGUCCAUCUCGAUGAUGAGGGGGACGACGAGCACAACCUCGAAGGCUACGGUAAAAAUCGUGCCCCCCUCCUCCUGCUAUUGGUUGCUGCAUCAAUAGGAAGCUAUGGAUUCAGUGAGGGCGCAAUCAACCUGAAGCAGCGUCCUGUGUUGGUUGCUGCAUCAAUAGGAAGCUAUGGAGCAUAUCUAGCAGAUGGUUCUGAGUACAGUGGAAACUAUGGCCAAGAAAUUACUGUGGAAAUCGUCAAAGAUUUUCACAGGAGAAGGCUUGAGGUUCUUUCUGAAGCUGGAGCUGAUAUAAUUGCUUUUGAAACAAUUCCAAAUAAACUUGAAGCUCAAGCAUAUGUUGAACUUCUUUUGGAGUGUGACACAAAAAUUCCAGCUUGGUUUUCUUUCACUUCGAAGGAUGGGAUCAAUGUUGUUAGUGGAGAUUCUAUGGCUGAAUGUGUUUCUCUGGCUGAUUCAUGCAACAAAGUCGUUGCUAUUGGAAUCAACUGCACUGCACCUAGAUUCAUCCACAAUUUAAUUCUCUCUAUUAAGAAGCUUAAUGCUCAAUUCAGAAGGAAUCCAUCAUUGAUACAAAAUUUGACAACUUAUUGA